AUGGUGGCGACUGAGUAUGAACAAUGUAUCCGCUUUGAGGAUGGCCUCAGGGAUAAUUUGAGAUUCUUGAUAGCUCCACAGAGGGAGCGUGAUUUUCUUCACUGGUUGAGAAGGCGAAGAUCGUCGAGGAGGCUAAGCGCGUUGAGGGCCAAAACUGUGACAGAGAGAGAGGUUGGAACAAGAGGGAUUCGGAGUGCUUUAGUUUUGUGCAUAGGCCUAAGAAAAAGGCUAGAGUUGAUAGAUAUAGGAUCUACACAUUCCUAUGUAGCCAGCGCUGUGUCUGAAACCUUAGGGAUUCCAGUUGAGAGUACCUUAAGUGAGGUAACCGUAUUCAGCCCGCUGAGGGUCAUAUUGAGAACUGAGGAAGAUAAUGAGGUGGUCAUGGUUGGGGAGCAUCGAAAUUAUUUAUGUAAUGUGAUCUCCGCAUUGGUGGCGAAGAAUUUGGUUCAUAAGGGAUGUAAGGCAUUUUUGGCCUACGCUAUUGUUUUUUAUUAUGGGGAUUCUGCUACUAAGGACAUCAGAACAGUAAAAGAUUUUUCAGACGUUUCCACUGAAAAGCUACCGAGGUUACCUUCAAAUCGUAAAGUGGAGUUUGGGAUACAGAUCCUUCCUGGUACAGCUCUGGUGUCCAUGGCUCCCUACCGAAUGACACCAAAGGAGAUUACGAAGCUUAAGGCUCAGAUUUAG
Gossypium arboreum is the source of this 687-nucleotide messenger RNA. RefSeq lists its product as uncharacterized. The record is from RefSeq and is a predicted model, not a curated record. The coding region runs from base 1 to 687 and encodes 228 amino acids. The transcript has 3 exons. NCBI's taxonomy places the organism in Eukaryota, Viridiplantae, Streptophyta, Magnoliopsida, Malvales, Malvaceae.